UUUUGACCUGCUCUACCUGAAAUUCCCCAUUUCACGUCUCUUCCGUGCCGGACUGCCACUCGCCGGAUUUCACAUCCUGCAAUCGACCAGCCCGGUGAGCACCGGCGAGUCGCCGUGGAGGCCACCUCCGGUUGCUCCGUCAGGCGACGCGCGGCUCGGCUCCUGCGCGGCGCUGCAUCCACGGCUUCUUCCAACUCCAAGUGAGUGCGUACUGACUAAGCAACAAAGAUAUCUUUGGCCGUAACCAUGGCGAGCGCCUCCAGUGGUGCGAUCAACUCCCUCCUAUCCAAGCUCGCCGCGCUGAUGGGGGAAGAGUACGGCAAGCUGAGAGGCGUCCGGAAGGAGGUGGCUUCCUUGGAGGACGAGUUGAGAAGCAUGAGGGCCCUUCUUGAGAAGCUCGCCGCCAUGGAUGAGCUUGAUGGUCAGGCCAAGGAGUGGAGAGACCAAGUGAGGGAGAUGUCCUAUGACAUUGAGGAUUGCAUCGAUGAUUUCUUGCAUCAGCUUGACAAGAACAAUGGAAGCAAUGGAUUUGUUCACAAGACGGUUAAAUUUCUGAAGGAGAUAAGGGCACGCCAUCAGAUUGGUAACAGUAUUCAGGAGAUCAAGAACCUUGUGAAAGAGGUGAGCGAGCGCCGCAUGAGGUACAAGAUUGAUGAGUAUACCCCCAAUUCCAGACAUGUUCCGGUUGACCCGCGAGUGGUCGCAAUCUAUUCGGAGGCGGCUGGCCUUGUUGGAAUUGAUGCGCCAAGAGAUGAGCUCCUCAAAUUGCUGAUGGGUGAAGAGCAAGGGCUGAAGGUGGCUUCUAUUGUAGGUUUUGGAGGUGUAGGCAAAACCACGCUUGCAAAGGAAGUGUACCGCAAGCUUGAAAGGAAAUUUGACUGCGGCGCGUUUGUGUCGGUAUCUCAAAAACCUGACAUACCAAAACUUCUCAAUAGAAUAUUAUUGGAAGUUAGGGGGCAGUGCUCUGUGCACAACACCAAUUUGGAUGGGAUUCUCAAUGAUAUCAUAAAUAGUCUGCGGGAUAAGAGGUACUUCAUUGUGGUAGAUGAUUUAUGGGAUUCCUUUGAGUGGAACAUUAUUAGAUGUGCUUUUCCAGAGAACAAGUAUGGCAGCAGGGUAUUAACAACUACACGAAUUUUGUCUGUUGCUACCACCUGUUGCUCCAACAGUCAAGCGUAUAUAUAUAAGAUGAAAUCACUUACUGACCAAAAUUCACGAAAUCUCUUUUAUAGUAGAAUAUUUGGAUCCCAUGAAGCUUUCCCUAAUAAAUUUGAAGAGGUUACAACUAAUAUUCUAAAAAAGUGUGAUGGCUUGCCACUUGCAAUCAUCAGUAUAGCUAGCCUUCUAUCUGGUCAACCAUAUAUCACCUGGGAAUAUGUAAAUAAUUCUAUGAGGUCCAUGUUUGAAGGAAAUCCUACCUUGGGUGGAAUGAGGCAGAUACUGGAACUGAGCUACAAUAACCUUCCUCACCAUCUUAAGACAUGCCUUCUAUAUGUCAGUAUGUAUCCAGAGGACUACAUAAUAAAGAAGAAUGAUUUGGUAAGACAAUGGAUAGCUGAAGGCUUCGUGAGUAAAAUCAGUGGUCUAGAUGUGGAUGAUGUUGCAGGUAGCUACUUCAAUGAGCUUAUCAAUAGGAGCAUGGUUCAACCCAUAUAUACAGAUUACAAUGAUGAGGUGUUAUCCUGCAGAAUACAUGAUAUAAUGCUGGAAAUUAUCAGGUCGAAGUCUGCCGAGGAGAACUUCUUUUCUGUAAUAGAUGAUCGUACUGUGGCACCAGGACUGCACACGAAGAUCCGUCGAGUUUCUUUCCACUAUGCUGAUGAAGAGGACGGUGUGAUACCAGCAUCAAACAAUAGAUCACUGUCACAAGUUCGUUCAGCUGCAUUUUUCAAAAACAGUUUUAGGCCUUCAUCCUUGGAGUUCAAAUAUGUGCGAGUUCUACUUCUUGAAUUUCCUCGGAGAUGGAGGGGAAAAAGAGUGGACCUUACAGGUAUCUGUGGAUUUUCUCUGCUGAGAUAUUUAAAGAUUUCACAUGAUGUCAAGUUGGUGCUACCUAGCCAACUUGGUGGGAUGUGGCAUUUGGAGACAAUUGAGCUGCAUACAUCAGAAGAAUUGAGCAUUCCAUCAGAUAUUGUUAGUUUGCCCCAUUUGUCACAGCUGUUUAUUCCAGCAAAUACAGUUCUGCCCAAUGGGAUUGGCGACCUGAAAUCCUUGCGUAACCUAGAGUGGUUUGAUUUAAUAAAAAACUCAAUGAGCAAUAUUGAAUGCCUUGGUGAGCUGACCAACUUAAGAGAUCUUAAACUUGACUGCAGCAGUAGUGAGCCCUUGGAGGAUGUGACUAGCCGUAUUGAAGCCCUGCGCUGUUCCCUUGAACGACUCUCGCGAUCUUCCGGCAGCCUCAGGAACAUCGUUCUGCUGAAACAUUUUCCUUCAUGGUUGCAGGUUGAUGGCUUGAGCACACUGUCCCCUCCACCGCGCCAUCUCUGGAAGCUCCAUCUGGAACGUUGCUUGUUUUCCAGGAUACCCUCAUGGAUCGUACAGCUUCGUGACCUUCACAGCUUGAAGCUUACGAUUAGGAAGGCAUUGCCCAUGGAUGAUGGUGUUACUAUUCUUGCAUGUUUACCUUCCCUUGUUCACCUCGACUUGAGGCUUCUAGUGUGCCCAGAAGAAAGAGUCAUCUUCUCCGGUACGGGCAUGGCAUUCCGAGCUCUCAAGCACUUGCUGUUCAGGUGUCAUAAGCCAUUCCUGGACUUCAAAGCUUGUUCUAUGCCCAGGUUACAGAAGCUUGAGCUAUGGCUUGAUGCAACGGGAUGGUAGAAAUGCAGCGGCACUUGCUUACCUGUUGGCAUUGAUCACCUGCCAGCAUGCCUAAGAGAAAUUCACAUAAACCGGGAUUAUGGUGCUGACAGACGUGACAUAGAAACUGCAAAAUCUGCGCUGAGUAGCUUAUUUGCCACACAUCAUCCUGGUGCUGGCUUGAUUUUUGGAGGUGCACCUUGGAAUUAUCCUUCUAAUGACCCUGACCAGUGGUGACUACUUGUGAAAGAAAGAUGCGGUUUGGAAGGCUUGAACAGUUGAACCCAUUGACUUCACUUGAUAAAAGUGUCCGAGCUAUUCUCUAACCGGAAACAAGUUGCUAAGAUUUUGUUGACGAGAAUGCACAAGAGAGAGGAUCAAUGAGAGGAGAGAGUGAACAGAGAGCAAGCAUUUGAAUGAUGAACAGCGAUGACCGACAAGUUAAGUUGAACGCCAGUUCAAGUGCCCUUUGUCUUUGAAGAAUGAAAAUGAAGUGUGCUUUGCAGCAUCCUGGAAAACCAUAAAUAUAGUGGACUGCAGUGCUAGAGAGGAAGAAUGCUUCUAGACUGUAGACCAGCAGGAAACAAGAAAAAGGGAAAUUCGUUUAUAAAGGAUAUGGAAUCCCCCCCAUUAUGUAGGGUUUCUCCUCCUUGUUUAUCCAUCUGCCGCCGCUCGCCUAUCUACGCUGCCGGGGCACGCACCGCCUCCGAUCUGCCGGAUUCAGAUGGGUAGUUGGGUCAUCGGGCCUGCUCCGGAGAUUUCUGAGCUAGAUGAGCGGGCUGCCAUGUACCGUGAUAAGAGGAAGGCCAUGGAUUACGUCAGGAAUUGGAUUUGCCCCGGGUGUAGGAAGGAGUACGAGCCUAUCAAGAAUAUGCUUGUAGACUUGCCUCCAUUCGGGUGUGUUGACUGUGGUUUGAAGAACGAUGCAGCUUACGAGUGGAAGAUAACUCAAUGUACACUCAAUGGUAUUUCUUUGGAUUUUAAGACCUAUGAUCAAAAACUUGAACCACAUUGUACUCUAUAUGCAAUUACUGCGGUAAUUGAUUGUACCCGUAGACUGGAAGGAGCACAAAAGGGAUUUGUGUUUUCUGCUCCAUUUGAUAUAAAUGAGAUGGUUGAGACAUAUAACAAAAGGACUGGUUUUAAACUAGGAAAUGAACCUCAAGAUAAGUUAUAUGAGACUUAUGAUAAUUGUCCAAUUGUCAUGGAAGUUCUAAAAAGUGAUGGGAUUGCUAUAUUGAUUGGAGCUUCUGAUGUUACAACAACUCCAGUCCCACGCCUUAAGAUUCAAAGUUAUUUUCGUGUUGACCCUAAGGAUGUUCUUUAUAUAACUAGAUUGUUGGCAGGAGGCUUCCCAUUAGUAGCAGGGAUUCGUCACGGUUUCCUAUUUAAUUACUUAAGUGAUGGUCAGUAUUAUUGUGCCCCAACAUGUGAGAACACUAGUGAUGCUCAUGCAGUUGCUUUGAUCGGAUGUGGAGUAGGGUCUAAUGGCAACAAAACAGAAACAUUUUACAAGGUUAGAAAUUCUCACGGGAUAAAAGCUCAUUCUCAUUAUCAGAAGAGAGAGUUUGGUGGAGACUUCAUUGUGUGGUCAUCUGACGUUACUGAUGUCUGGGGUUUGUAUUUAGCCCAGCAUGAAUGUUGAUGUUGCGUGACUCUACCAAGUGUAUGGGGUUUGUAUUUAGCACAACAUAAAUGUUUGAUGUUGUGUGACUAUCAAGUGUAUGACUGUAUCGCUUGAUUAUUAGUUUGAGAAACUAUGUCUAUGUCUGGGGGGGUUUAUGAAUGUUAUGUUGUGUGACUACUAAGUAAGUGUUUGACUGUAUGCUUGAUUAUCUUGAAGAACAAAUUAUUUGUCUUAUAUAUUCGCGCCACUCUUUUAAUUA
Messenger RNA from Oryza sativa Japonica Group (Japanese rice), 4682 nucleotides. RefSeq names its product disease resistance protein RGA5-like. Gene Ontology annotation, biological process: defense response to other organism. Lineage: Eukaryota; Viridiplantae; Streptophyta; Magnoliopsida; Poales; Poaceae. Gene Ontology annotation, molecular function: ADP binding. The record is from RefSeq and is a predicted model, not a curated record.